Arabidopsis thaliana (thale cress) is the source of this 899-nucleotide messenger RNA. It is a transcript of the gene UPB1, whose product is annotated as transcription factor UPBEAT protein. Gene Ontology annotation, cellular component: nucleus. The transcript has a single exon. Gene Ontology annotation, molecular function: protein dimerization activity. The record is from RefSeq and is marked reviewed. The coding region runs from base 280 to 588 and encodes 102 amino acids. Gene Ontology annotation, biological process: regulation of DNA-templated transcription. Lineage: Eukaryota; Viridiplantae; Streptophyta; Magnoliopsida; Brassicales; Brassicaceae.
UCCUCUGAUUUAAGCUAAACCCUAAUUAUCCAUCAAAAACAACAUUUAAAACACCCUUGUGGACACUUGUCAAAUUCUCAUCCAAUUCUUUUGAGAGAUAAAAGGAGAACCUUCUCAGAAGCUGUAAUCUCCAUUUUAAGCUAUAUAUAAAGGUCACUGACCUCUAUGUAUGUCUAUAUAAACUAAGGGCGUCUCAUACUCUCAUAUAUAUUUGCAUCUAAUCUUGUAAGCAAACGUUAUCACUUGUCUACACAACAUUCUUUCAUUUACAAUAAUAAUAUGGGUGUAACAUUAGAAGGACAAAGAAAGGAAUCAAUUUGGGUUUUGAUGAGAAGACAAAGGGCUCGAAGGGCACUUGUGAAGAAGAUCAUGAUCCGACCAAGGAAGAGUGUAGAAGCUUCUAGAAGACCUUGUCGCGCAAUACACAGACGAGUGAAGACGCUAAAAGAGCUUGUUCCCAACACCAAAACAUCAGAAGGUUUAGAUGGACUCUUUAGACAAACGGCAGAUUAUAUCUUGGCUUUGGAAAUGAAAGUGAAAGUUAUGCAGACAAUGGUUCAGGUUUUGACCGAAACUAACUGUGUUUAAAAGCCUUCAUAUAUUUUUUGUAUAUCUUGUUGGAUUUUACGUUCUUUUUAGUUUUUAUUUGUUCGUGUUUAUUUUUUAUUAUCUCGUGUGAUUGUCUUGUGUUGCUUAUAUAGAAAAGGAAUUUGGUUUAUCUUGCUGCUGUAGACUAUGCAGAAAAUUAAAUAUCAAAAAUAUAUAUGUAUUAUAUGCUUAUCUAAAUAACAGAUGACUGUUGGUUCGGCAAAAAAAACAUGAUAAUUGUUCCAUGGGAAUAGUUUUUGUGUGCUACAUUAGCAAAGAACAAAGGGUCAUUUCUUAAAAAGGUUGUAAAG